This is a messenger RNA of Tarenaya hassleriana, 1978 nucleotides long. Its product is annotated as probable trehalose-phosphate phosphatase F. The record is from RefSeq and is a predicted model, not a curated record. Gene Ontology annotation, biological process: trehalose biosynthetic process. Lineage: Eukaryota; Viridiplantae; Streptophyta; Magnoliopsida; Brassicales; Cleomaceae. Bases 484 to 1647 code for a protein of 387 amino acids. Gene Ontology annotation, molecular function: trehalose-phosphatase activity. The transcript has 12 exons.
CUCUCCUUCUCCUAUAUUCCCGAUCCUUUGAAUCUUCCCCCAAUCUCUCUCUCUCGCGCGAUUCCUAGGGUUUUUUUUUUAGAAAAAAACCUCUGAAUCUUGUCUUCCCCAAUACUUUUCCCCUAUACGAUCUCUCUCAGAUUCCGUUUCCUACGGAGCGAAAUCUGCAUUCCCUGUUUGGUUGCCGGGAAAACGAGAACAAGCGCUUUCCGACAUUCUUUCCCGAUUGAUUUUGCUGCUCGUUUGAAUCAGGCCUGUUUAAGCUAAAAGCGUGUCUGAGUGAAGAAUCGGUUGUGAUUCUGGAGAUGAUAAGUUUCCAGGAAUCCCGUGCUUGAUGGACCGUGCGCCAGCCAGUAGCGACAAGAAAACACUGAAGAGGUGGUUUUUCAUUGACAAAAGAGUCGGAUAGAGAAGCGCUUUGGAAGAGACCUUGUUAAGAAUAAAAUCUUCCCUUAGUUGUCGUUUGAAGAACUGUGGUGUUUUAUGGAGUUGAACUCGAAUCACACGUCUUCUGUUCUCACUGACCCUGCGCCGGUCAACAAAUCCAGACUCGGCGUACCUUCGGCUUUGGUGCCUUUUUCGCAGUCAGCCACUUCGUUCUCGUCUGGAAAAUUUAUAAUGUCUCCAAGGAGGAAGCUUGCUAAGAUCGACGACGUUAGGUCCAACGGUUGGUUGGAUGCCAUGAAAUCCUCGUCGCCACCACGGAAGAAGCUCAUCAAGGAUUUCAAUGUGGAGGUUGCUACAGAAGAUGAUUUUGCUCACCGGAAAUGGCUGCUCAAGUAUCCUUCGGCAAUCAGCUCAUUUGGUCAUAUUGCAGCUCAAGCAAGGAACAAGAAGAUAGCUGUAUUUCUAGACUAUGAUGGGACACUUUCUCCCAUAGUAGAUGACCCUGAUCGCGCCAUUAUGUCUGAUUCUAUGCGUGCAGCGGUUAAAGAUUUAGCAAAGUAUUUUCCUACAGCAAUAAUUAGCGGUAGAAGUCGUGACAAGGUCUUCAAGUUGGUAGGACUAACUGAACUGUAUUACGCCGGUAGUCAUGGAAUGGACAUCAUGACCCCUGGAAAUGGUAGUGUGUCCCCUGACGACCCCAACUGUAUUAAAUCUACUGACCAACAGGGUAAGGAGGUGAACCUCUUUCAACCUGCUAGAGAAUUCAUACAAGUGAUCCACGAGGUUUUUAGCUCUCUCGUCGAGAAAACAAAGGGUAUUAAAGGGGCAAAAGUAGAGAACCACAAGUUUUGUGCAUCCGUACAUUACCGUAACGUUGAGGAGAAGGACUGGUCUACCAUUGCUCAACUCGUCCAUGACCUCUUGAAACAGUACCCUCGUCUUCGUCUGACUCAUGGGAGGAAGGUUUUAGAGGUUCGUCCUGUGAUUGACUGGAACAAAGGAAAAGCAGUCGAGUUUCUGCUCGAAUCUCUCGGACUGAGUAACAACGACGAGGUGCUCCCAAUUUACAUUGGGGACGACAAGACAGAUGAAGACGCAUUCAAGGUGUUAAGAGAAGGAAGAUGUGGAUUUGGCAUAUUGGUAUCGACCGCACCCAAAGAAAGCAAUGCCUUCUACUCUGUCAGAGACCCUUCCGAGGUGAAGAAGUUUCUGAAGACAUUGGUGAAGUGGGCAAAGGUUGAAAAAUCCACUGGUUAUUAAAUUGGUUGUGAACGAUGAACGGCGAGGCCCUCCUCCUCUCUACUUUAGCCUUUUUUUUUUAAACCCCUAGUUCGCCCCUACAAAUUUUAUUUUAGUUUUACUUUUUAUAAUUUUCAUUUUUUCCCCCACCCCAUGAAGGGUUUAAUUGAUUACUCUCCAGAUUUCUAUUACACUGUUAAUUAUUAAUUUCAUAUAAUAAGUUGGCUGAUUAUGUACAUCUGGGCCUUGUUUCCACGUGAUUGAGAAUCCAAGCCCAAUGCAAGACCACUGUCUGAUUAUGUACAUUCACAUGCAUCAGUGCGUAAUCAUUAACACCAUCUUAAUCCUGUAA